Molecule: messenger RNA, 1260 nt
Organism: Penicillium daleae
Lineage: Eukaryota; Fungi; Ascomycota; Eurotiomycetes; Eurotiales; Aspergillaceae
Exons: 3
Coding region: 1-1260 (419 amino acids)
Biological process (GO): transmembrane transport
Molecular function (GO): transmembrane transporter activity
Source: RefSeq, a predicted model, not a curated record
AUGUCCUACUCUAUUGCUAUGGACCCGGAAAAGUCGGAACUUUCUCAUUGCGAAACCAUACUGCCCAAACCUGUCGAUCGAAUUGAGCCCUCUUGCGACACAUCAAUUCGCUAUGACCGUCACGGGCUUCCUCUUGUGCCACAGCCCUCAUCCCACAAAGACGACCCAUUGAACUGGCACCCAGCGCUCAAAUUGGGUGUUACACUGCAAGUUAGUUGGCUCGCCUUCCUAGGGCCUUUAGGGGCCGCAGCACCAAACCCGGCCUUUGUUGUCAUGAGUGAACACUUCCAACUGAGUAUUCUAGAAGUCAGCUACAGUAAGUACCUUUUGCUUUUUGGAGUUCCUGCCGCUUUCGUGAAUUCGAUUUUGCUUACGUUCACUUUCCUCACAACAGAGCUUACUCUCUUUCUCCUCUUUGCUGGUGUUGGACCGUUGGCUGCCAUUCCCUUGGCCAGUGGAUAUGGCCGGCGACCUGUCUACCUUGUGGGUAACUUGGUUGCUGCUAUAACAAACAUCAGUGCCGGUUACUGCAACACAUGGGUAGGAAUAAUGGUCCCUCGUGCAUUAAAUGGCUUAGCAGCGGGAUCGGUUGUGGCUGUGGGGGCAGCAACAAUCUGCGACCUUCACUUCAUGCACCAGCGCGGUGUUUAUAUGGAGAUGCUAUUUGCUCCGAAAUCCGCACCUGAUUAUCAUCAAGAACAAUCCUAUAUCGAAAAUCCCACAUUUCGGCACAGUAAUGUGCCAGCUCGUCGACCGCAUUUGCGGGAUUUCACUAGACCCUUUGCAAUGCUGAAAUGUGUGGCUGUCCUUUUUCCGAGCGCGUUAUAUAUAGCAUGUUUUGGCUAUGGCACUGUUCUCAUCGCCCUCACCGGCGCCGAAUUCUUCACCAAGCUCUAUGGUUUCAACGCCCCUCAAACUGGCCUAAUGCUUAGUAUACCCCUUCUAGUGGGUGGAAUUAUCGGAGAAUGCGGUGCCGGAUGGGUAACAGAUUGGUUAUCGAAUCGAUAUGCCAAGAGACACGACGGUGAUCGCCUCCCUGAAGCACGGUUGACCGCUAUCUGGGGAGCAAUACUUGUCCCCAUUGGCAUCAUUGUGGAGGGUGUGUGUCUUCUUACUCACUAUGAGACAGUUAGCUGGGUUGGUAGCGCAUUUGGUAUGGGAUUGUCCAAUAUGGGUCUCCAGGUUGCCACAACAACUAUUUACGCUUACGCCACUGAUGUAGGUGGUACCCUAUUUCUGCUACUUGAGCGCAAAUUCUAA